CAAUGAGGAAUAAUAAAUUUUAAGAAACAUGGAGUCAUACCAACCCCAAGUCAAUAUGACUGAUUCAUUAAAGCAGAAAUUACAGCUAUUCAUCUCUUGUAGGAAGCUCAGAGAUCUUGACUAUAUUUCUAAGUCAGAUCCCUUUGUGGAGGUCUAUCUCAAAAACGAUGAGAGGUCGUCCUGGAUCCUUGUUGGUAAAACUGAAACGAUUCAAAAUAAUCUGAAUCCAGACUUUUCAACACCGAUCAUUAUUGAUUACUUCUUUGAAAAGACCCAAGACAUCAGAUUUGAAGUUUGGGACCAAGAUCCUAGCAGAAAGGAAAAGCAAGGGUCCCAUACCACCAAGGUUGCUCAUCUCCUUGGUGCUAGGGACCAGACUUACUUCGCAGCUCUCUCUAAAUCCGAAAAAUCCAAGAAAAAUUGAGGUUCAAUAUUUGUGACUACUGAUGCUGUUAAGGACACCAACAAAUCAGUGAUAAUUAACCUUCAAUGCUCUGGUCUCAAAUCUAAGAAGGAAUUCUUUGGUCUUAUUAAUACAAAUCACCCAUUUUUGGAGAUUAAAAGGUGAAGAACUAGAGAACCAACAAUGGAAAAUGCGAAAAAUGCAAUUAAAGUGUAUACUUCAAAAGUAUUGAAGCCAACCCUGAAUCCAUCAUUUGACCUUGGAGAGAUUUCUCUUGAUAAACUCUGCAAUUCUGAUAUUGAUUUACCUCUUCUGUUCCAAGUGUGGUCCUACCAAAAAUCUGGCAAGCACAGAAUUUAUGGAACUGUUCAAGGCUCUGUUAGAGAAAUGAUUGAUCAAAUUUGAGAAAACCAUCAAAUUAUCAAAAGACAAGGCAAUCCUUACGGGACAAUGACAUUUAGUAGAUUCGACCUUAUCGAAAAACCCACAAUGGUCGAUUACUUGAGAAGUGGAUGGAAGAUCUCCUUGAGUGUAGCAAUUGAUUUUACUGCUUCUAAUGGAGAACUCUCUGAUCCUAAUUCUCUCCAUUUUAUUGAUCCUCAUAAUCCUUCAAAGAUGACACAGUACGAGCAAGCUAUUUACAACAUCGGCAAUAUUCUUGAGCCUUACGACUCAGAUAAAAAGUUUCCUAUAUUUGGCUUUGGAGCCAAACCAAGAUUCUGAGGAAUAGAGCAAGUUUCUCAUUGUUUUCACCUUAAUGGCCAAGAGAAUCCAGAAGUUGAAGGAGUCCAGGGCAUUCUCGAAGCAUACAGAAAUGCUAUGUAUGGUGGAAUUGGACUCUAUGGGCCUACCAACUUCACUCCUUGUUUGCAAGCAAUGACCAACUUUAUCAAAGAUAGAGUGUCCUUAUGUGAAUACAACAUCAUGCUUUACAUCACUGAUGGAGCAAUUACUGACAUGGACGAAACAAUUGAGGAAAUAGUAAGGGCAAGCUAUUUGCCAAUGAGCAUCAUCAUUGUAGGAGUAGGAACAGCUAAUUUCUCAAGGAUGGAGGCAUUAGACUCUGACGGGCAACUACUAAGAGAUAAGUUUGGAAACUAUUCUGUAAGAGACAUAGUUCAGUUUGUUGAAUUUAACAACUACUCAAACGAUAUAUCAUAUCUUCAUGAGGAUGUUCUACGUGAAGUCCCUGGUCAACUAGUCAGCUACAUGGCCAACAAUAAUAUUGCUCCAAACCCGAUCUCUCACGUAAUUCCUUCUUAAUAGUAACCACCUUCCCCACUUAACCCCAUUUUUAUC
Molecule: messenger RNA, 1702 nt
Organism: Moneuplotes crassus
Lineage: Eukaryota; Ciliophora; Spirotrichea; Euplotida; Euplotidae
Source: the annotation of a GenBank genome assembly